AUGGAGAAGAGUGCUAAUUCUGAGACUUGCAUAGGGGCAGACUUAGAGACCUCUUCAGUUCUUCUGGAAAUCUCCUGUAUGCGAAGAAAGAAAUUCUCUAUUUUGUUUUUCUUUGUCGAUAAAGAGUUUAAGAAACGAAAUUAUCCACAGCAGAUUAUACAAGAAAGAAGAUUUGUAGAAGCAGUAAAUCGUGAAGCUUAUCAGUAUCAAAUGGGUGACUUUCCAACGGAAUGGGAAGCAUGGAUAAGGAAAAAAAGAAAGGAUCCACCCACUAUUGAGGAGAUCCUUAGGAAUGAAAAUUAUAGAGAAGAAAUGAAACAGAAAAUCCAAGAUGUAUAUGAAAAGGAUAAGCUGCUUCAGGCCAAGGAGUACAAGGAAGGACUUAUUGCUGAACCAGCUCAUACUCAGGUUAAAGGCCAUGCAUCUGCCCCUUACUACGGGAAGCAGGAGCCCUCGGAGGAUCCCACAAGCACUGCAAACACCUUCCAGCCAGGAGCCUGGAUGCCACCGGGCAGUGGUAGUGGUGGUAGUCAAAAGAAAUAA
Molecule: messenger RNA, 543 nt
Organism: Acanthisitta chloris (rifleman)
Lineage: Eukaryota; Metazoa; Chordata; Aves; Passeriformes; Acanthisittidae
Gene: NDUFAF2
Product: NADH dehydrogenase (ubiquinone) complex I, assembly factor 2
Exons: 4
Coding region: 1-543 (180 amino acids)
Source: RefSeq, a predicted model, not a curated record